GAAGGAUGUGGCGGUGGACCCUGGUAAAAAUGGCAGGAAUCAAACUUCAAUUCGAAGUAUACUCUAAAGUCCAAACCCAAUAUGCCCGUCGUCUUCUCCAUUACCAAAACCCUACAGCCUUAAACCUCUACAAAAGACCCUCCAACUUGCCCGUCAUAUGCUUCUUCAAUUUUAAAUUCUCGUCAAAACUGUCAUGAAAUCGCUCAAAAUUUUGCAGCAGCCCGCUUUAGCGGCUGUAGUUUUGUGGGUAUUGUUAAUACAUGAUUCGAAUUCAGCAAUGGCUGCUUCUGGUGGUAGGAUGGGUGGCAAAGCAUUCUCUUCGCCGAGUUCUUCUUCUUCUUCAAAUAGUAAGAUUACAUCUUACAGUACCCCUCGCCGCCCUGCGCUAGUAGAUUACGCAGAAAUUGACUACUACUCAAUGAGAAGACAACAACCCUGUUGUAUUCAUCGUAAUGAUAUUCAUGCCUCUUCGUCGUCUAUUCCUUCCCAUUCUUGGACACGCGAUGAGUAUAUUGUUGGUAUUGCGGCCUUAUUUGCGGCUAUGAUCUGUUUUGGAGUGUUUAUUUAUGAGGCCGAUCGGACUAAGAACAAAACAAGUGUUCUCAUGCUGCAGGUUGGGUUGUUGGACUCGGAUAUAUCACUUCAAAAGGAACUCAACGAGAUUGCAGAUGUGGCAGAUACAUCCACAAAACAGGGUUUAAGCUGUUUGUUGACAGAGACAACAUUAGCUUUGCUUCGACACCCUGAUUAUUGCAUCUCAGCUUAUUCAUCUGUUGAUGUCAAAAGGAGCAUGGAGGAAGGUGAGAGUCGAUUCAGUCGACUUUCCGUUGAGGAACGUGGCAAAUUUGACGAAGAGACACUUGUGAAUGUCAACAAUAUUAAAAGGAAAAAGUCCAUGAGCCAAAGGGGAGAUGGAUUUAGCAAUGAAUACAUGGUGGUUACAAUCUUGGUAGCUGCUGAAGGUGUUUAUAAAUUGCCUACUGUUAAUGGAAGGGGAGACUUGAAAGAAGCCUUGCAAAAUCUUGCGUCUAUUCUUUCCAAAACAACACUGGCAGUUGAGGUUUUAUGGACUCCUCAGAACGAAAACGACACAUUAUCAGAACAACAAUAUCUUGAGGAUUACCCACUGCUGCGGCCUCUGUAAGAAAAUUGGAAUUUCAUGAUCUUUUACUUUCUAAAAGUUAUGUAAAGGCUUCCAUUUGUUAUCUCCAUGUAUAUAGAUAGCUAGAGACAGAUUUCUCAUUUAAACUUUAUGGGUGAGACUUUUAAAGUUCAUAGCACGGAACUUGUUGGGCCUUUAGAAUUUCACAAUCACUAAUCUACUAUGUUUAAGUUGUUAUAUAUAUGAAAGUUUUGCAACUGCUCAUUGAUC
This is a messenger RNA of Nicotiana tabacum (common tobacco), 1372 nucleotides long. Its product is annotated as FLUCTUATING-LIGHT-ACCLIMATION protein 1, chloroplastic-like. Lineage: Eukaryota; Viridiplantae; Streptophyta; Magnoliopsida; Solanales; Solanaceae. The record is from RefSeq and is a predicted model, not a curated record. Gene Ontology annotation, cellular component: chloroplast.